This is a messenger RNA of Bufo gargarizans (Asiatic toad), 903 nucleotides long. Its product is annotated as olfactory receptor 11L1-like. Bases 1 to 903 code for a protein of 300 amino acids. Gene Ontology annotation, cellular component: membrane. The transcript is spliced from 3 exons. Gene Ontology annotation, molecular function: olfactory receptor activity; G protein-coupled receptor activity. Gene Ontology annotation, biological process: G protein-coupled receptor signaling pathway. The record is from RefSeq and is a predicted model, not a curated record. NCBI's taxonomy places the organism in Eukaryota, Metazoa, Chordata, Amphibia, Anura, Bufonidae.
AUGGCGAAAAAACUAGACCUUUCUGCUAUGCUUCUACCAAAUAUUUCCAUGAUUGCAAAAAUCCAUUUGUUAGGAUUUCAAAGCUCACAGAAUCUAAAUUACGUUCUCUUUACCAUUUUCCUUAUUGUCUACUGUCUGACGUUAUGUGGAAACCUCCUCAUGCUGACAGUCUUACUGACCACAGUCAUUGCCCCCAGUCUGCUCCAUGUUCUACUGCAUAAAGUUGGGAUCAUUUCCUUUGCAGCCUGCAUUGCCCAGUUAUUUAUAUUUGUCUUCUGUGAGGUAUCAGAGUGUUUUCUUCUGACAGUCAUGUCUUAUGACAGAUAUUUGGCCAUCUGUAACCCAUUACGUUAUACCACCAUCAUGAAUCACAAUUUGUGCCUGAAGUUGAUCGUCAUAAGUUGGUUGCUGGGUUUUUCUGUGUCGACGGUUGAAAUUACACCAACAUCCUUGCUAGAAUUUUGUGGACCAAACACAAUUGACCACUUCUUCUGUGAUAUGCCUCCAUUACUUGAGCUAUCGUGUUCAGAUACCAGUGGUGUCCAGUUGGAAAUUAUGUUAAUAUCUGCCCCUGUUCUUCUAUGUGAUUUUAUAAUAAUUAUAAUGUCCUAUAGUUAUAUCAUCUUUGUCAUCCUGAAGAUUCCUUCAUCUACUGGUAGACAGAAAGCCUUCUCCACCUGCAGCUCCCACCUCACUGUGGUCUCCAUAUUCUAUGGAACAAUAUUUGGUGUUUAUCUACUUCCAACCAAAGGACAAUCAUUGAAUAUAAACAAAUUAUUGUCACUGCUGUACACUGUUGGGACUCCGUUGAUGAAUCCUGUGAUAUACAGCUUAGAAACUCACACAUCAUUAAAACAUUUGGAACAUUUAAAAGUAAUUUCUUGCAGAAGAUACAAAAAAUAA